This is a messenger RNA of Tuber aestivum (summer truffle), 673 nucleotides long. The record is from the annotation of a GenBank genome assembly. NCBI's taxonomy places the organism in Eukaryota, Fungi, Ascomycota, Pezizomycetes, Pezizales, Tuberaceae.
AUGAUAUUGUCCAACAGUACUUUUAAACUCCAAUAUACUUUUACCCCCAGCGGUUACUCCACUACGCAGGCCAGCCUCCGCCUAACGCCCUUCGCCAUCGGCACCUCAAUCGGAAGCCUAGAGGCAGGCCUCAUCAUAAAUGCCACUGGAAAAUACAACACCCUCGGCCAAACCGUCAUGCUAACAUUCGUCCAGGGAGUGCUCCCGGUUUGUGCAUUCCGCCUGACAACCCCGCUCUUUCCACAACUCUUCAACUUUUUCAUGGCCGGCUCCGGUUACGGUGGAACACUAACCGUCACUCUGCUAGUACUAAUCUUCUCAGCAGACCACAGCGAGCAUGCCGUCAUUACAUCUGCUACCUAUGAAUUCCGUUCCAAGGGUAGCACAAUUGGUACCACUAUCGGUAGUUCCAUCUUCCGGAAUGUGUUGGUAAGGCAAUUGCGUGCGCAUUUGGGGAGUGGGGACGCGGGGGAAGGGAUUAAUCUGGAGGCUGAGGGAGAUGUUCGAUGAAUUUGACAGGCUGUCCGAGGUGUGGAAGGGGAAGGCUGCCUUUGCAUAUAUGGAUGCGCUACACACAGUCCUUUGGGCGGAGCUUGAACUGGGUGUUUUGGCGUUUCAGUGUUAUACACAAGAGAGGGAGCAUACACAGCACAAGACGUUGGAUAGGAAGUAG